AUGCAGCAAAAAAAACGACUGGAAAUGGAAAGGUAUGGAAUUGAGAGGAGAAUGAAGAAGGCGCUGGAUGAAAUGGAUACAAGUCAAAUCGCUCCUUUGACCGAAGAGCUCACGGCCCUAAAAGAGAAACUCUCCGAACUGGCGGUGCAAGCAGCAGCCGAAGACGCCAAAACCGCCGCCGUUGUUGUGCCGCCAUCAGAGGAAACCCCAGAAGAAGAGGGGGAAAUCCCGCCUGCAGCCACUGUUCGCGGUUUGGAGGUUAUUUUCGAAUUCCUGUCGCGCCAGAAAUUCUCGCCGAUCCCGCCGGGAUUGGGACAUUUGAUCGAGAAGAUGGUCAUACCCGAGAUUGCAGUCGAAGACAAGUGUAUUCGAUUGGCGGCGGUCAAGUGUUUCAUUGUUUUGUGUCCGCGAAGCAUGGACAUUGCGUUCAAGUUUCUUGGCGUUAUGUUUGAGAUUGUGCGAUUGGACAGUGACCCAGUGGUUGCAGAGAAAGCUCUGAUUGCCCUUUUCAACGCUCUUCUUCGAUGGGGCCCGGCAUUGGUCAAUAAGCAAGACCUAAUUUGCUCAGUGGUGAGUGCAAGUCGAUUGGAUUCAUCAAAUAACACAAGUUUGGCUGGUCUUCCUGGGAAAGAGCGCAUCGAACGCAAACUUACGUCACUUCUUGACCGCGAGGAAGAAGAACUUAGAAUCAUUACCGCUGAUGGACUCGGGAAGAUGAUGUUGGAUCCUCGUUGGCGAUGCUCGACCGUUAUCUCUGAUCUGUUCUUGGCAAAUCACGUUUACCAUGAUUCAAGCUCAAAAGUGCGUCAGUCAAUCAUUACCUUUUUCAAGAUGUACUGCUUCUUCGUCGACGACCCCGAGACGUUGGUAUCCGCCUUCAUGCGGGCUCUCAUAAUUCUUGCUCAGGAGAUUGCUCUGCUCCUUCAACUACGGAGCCUACUCCUGUUUGCCCGGCUCUACGCAAAUCGAAAGGAAUUGUUGACGCAUCUUACGGAUCGGACCGACACUGCCGUCGUGCUGUGGAUGACGUUUGGGAGAAUGAUUGGCUGGCUUUGUCCGCCGAGAGAUAAAUUCGUCGCUGUCCGAAGUCUAAAGGCGUCCACUGCCGUUGUUAUCCAGAUGAAGGAGUGGGAGCAGAACAAGCAAUUUUCCAGAGACUUGCAGCGGUUCAUGAAGCGAUGUGAAGUGGUCCUUUCAUUCGCACCCAAGGACAUGUAUCCGGGUGAAUCGUCGAUUUCCACCGAAAAUCGUACUUCGACGAAUAACCAGGAUUCGAUGGUUGCCCAAAUUUCAGGAUUCGAGUCUGAGAUCGACAAUGAUAAUGAAACCAAAGAAAAUGACCAACCAGCUGCUGGAAAUUUAAAUUCGGCCAAUGAAAGAUUGGUCUCCGUUGGGGCCAUGAGCCAGUUCAGCUCUAUCACGAGCUUUGAUCCCAUGGUUUGCAGCACCGUUAGAAAGCCAUUGCUUUCAAUUAAUUCCGAAAUAACGGAGUCGACAGUUCGCGACGAUGAUGCCGUCAGCGAUAGUGUCUUCGAUUCAUCAAACCAUGAGUCGUGA
Messenger RNA from Notodromas monacha, 1557 nucleotides. Lineage: Eukaryota; Metazoa; Arthropoda; Ostracoda; Podocopida; Cyprididae. The record is from the annotation of a GenBank genome assembly.